CCUGGGAAAGUGAGCUUCAUUGAAUCGUCGGCUGUCAGAAUCACACGUUAACGCUCCGACAUUUUUACUCGCCGGAAGAAUGAGAUCUUGCACGCUUAUAUUUGUCGCUCUUGCGACUAUCCUUCUGUGCACUAAAUAUAUUAAUGCAUUUGAAAUAUGUGCUGAAGAAAAUUGUUUUACAUCUGAUGAAAAGCUGACGAAAUGCGAGCAAGAAAGUCCACUUUUAUGCAAGCAACAGGGUACCACGUGCUGCAGCGUAGUUAAAUCAAAAUUCAGAACCCAUUGCCGUCAACAUGGUGGAGCAUGUAUGGAUGAAUGCGCUCCGAAUCUGCAGCGUACCGUGAUCAACUGUCCGAACGGUCAAGUCUGUUGUGUUUUGGUUUAAACAAUCUAAAUGAAAUUUUUAUAACUAGCGGUUUAUAUAGCGGUUUAUAUAUAUAUAUAUAUAUA
Molecule: messenger RNA, 450 nt
Organism: Camponotus floridanus (Florida carpenter ant)
Lineage: Eukaryota; Metazoa; Arthropoda; Insecta; Hymenoptera; Formicidae
Exons: 3
Coding region: 80-385 (101 amino acids)
Source: RefSeq, a predicted model, not a curated record